AUGUCGCUUUAUCACGAAGCCGCGGAAAUUCUCACAAAGACUCAAAAAGAAGGCGGCUCUCUCAAAAGCAUUGUAUUUGGCAAGAAGACGUGGAAGAGCGAUGCCAAGACCCUCUUUGCGCUUGCGACCGAAGCCGCGAAAUGGAGCGACGUCCUCUCCGAGGUCGUCGAGAAGAGCGGCAUCUUGAAAGUUGAGAAGAUUGUACACAUUGUGCCCUGUCUGAAACGAGGAUAUCUACUGACUGGGAAUAGCUUACGCCUACCUUGGCCUUACUGCUCACCCAUGACUUGUUCCUGGCCAAGAAAGGCAUCGCAUUGCCAGCAACUCAUGGCCUGAAUACGGCCGUCAGUCGACACAAAGUCCGCAUCUCGGCGGAACUCACCAGAGCACGACUACGGCGAGGCUUUGCUACUCUAGAUGCGCUGCGAGAGCAUGUGAAUGCGGAAGCUGCGAGUGGCCAGGACCAACACUCAAAUGGCCCGGACGCCAUACGACACCCAAGAUGGAUUCGAAUCAAUACCCUGAAGUCUUCCCUUGACGACGAGCUGUCUGCUACCUUCUCCAACUACACGAUUGUCAAAUCACUCAAGGAGAUCACACAUGCUACAGCAGGCUCCCGACUCGUCCAUGUUGAUGAGCAUGUACCGAAUCUCAUCGCUGUAGCUGGAUCAGAUGACCCGACGACUUUCAAGUCUUACAAGCAGGGCAAAUUGAUUCUGCAGGAGAAAGCGUCUUGCUUUCCCGCUUACCUGCUGAACCCAAUCCCUGGAGGUUGCGAUGUUAUUGAUGCCUGUGCAGCUCCGGGGAACAAAACCACGCAUCUGGCCGCCAUACUGGGAGAUGCGAGUCGUGUGAUAGCCUGUGAGAAAGAUGCCGAGCGCUCAAAGACUCUGCAGAGGAUGGUGAAGAUCGCCGGUGCGGACUCGAUCGUCGAGGUGAAGCAGAAGCAAAACUUCCUCAAGCUGGACCCAGCUGCUCCCGAAUUCUCAAAUAUCACAGCGCUUUUGCUCGACCCUAGCUGUUCUGGAAGCGGCAUCUUCGGACGGGAUGAAGCCAUUAUCAAAGUCCAUCUCCCUUCUAUGUCUACAGAGGAAUCACAUCUGAAGAGCAAGAAACGCAAACGGGGCGGUCAACAGCAGAAGCAGAGUACAGAACCGGAGUCUACAAAGGAAGAGAUUGUCGAGGAAAUGCCAGAAAACGAAUCGAACGACACUUCCAAGCUCAAAGCAAGACUGGAAAAUCUUUCGACCUUUCAACUUCGCUUACUACAACACGCCAUGUCUUUCCCGGCCGCAAGAACUAUCACCUAUUCCACGUGCUCCAUGCAUGACGAGGAAAACGAACAUGUAGUAGUCAAAGCUUUGACCUCGGAAAUUGCUCAACAGCAAGGAUGGCGAGUAAUGAAACGCAGUGAGCAAGUCGAGGGCAUGCAGAAGUGGCAUAAGAGAGGAGUCGAAAGUGGCGUGAGGGAUGCCUUGGCCGCUUGCGAAGUAUCAAAAGAUGAUGCGGAGGUGGUGGAGAUUGCAGAUGCGUGCAUACGAUGCGAAAAGGGUGGCCAAGAUGGGACGAUGGGAUUCUUCGUUUGCGGAUUCACAAAGGACCUACGCACCGCAACGGCGACGACGAAUGGCAAGUCGGCUAAGGCGGCCAACGAAGUGAUGACGACGAGUGCAGAAGACGAAGAGGAAUGGAAUGGAUUCGGCGAAGAUGAGACAUAG
Lecanosticta acicola is the source of this 1718-nucleotide messenger RNA. Lineage: Eukaryota; Fungi; Ascomycota; Dothideomycetes; Mycosphaerellales; Mycosphaerellaceae. The record is from the annotation of a GenBank genome assembly.